CCAGCCACGGUGGACUGGAAGGCUGAGAACAAGGUGUCGCCAGUGAAGAAACAGGGGACCAAGUGCGGCAGCUGCUGGGCGCAUGCCGCCGCCGCCGCGGUGGAGAGCCAGCUGCUGAUCCAGACGGGGCAGGCCCUGGACCUGUCUGAGCAGGAGUGCGUGGACUGCGUGACCGAGAGUGACGGCUGCGGCGGCGGUCAAGCCUACCUCUGCCUCCAGUACAUCGCGUCCCAAGGCAUUGCCAGCGAGGGUUCCUAUCCCUACAAGUCGCAGAACGGGGCGUGCAACGCCGGCCCUCCACCCGUGGUGAAGAUCGCGCAGGCCCCCGGCUACACUCGCCUGCUAUCCAACAGCAGGCAGGAGCUCCUGAAGGCGCUGGCGGAGCAGCCCGUGAUCGUCAGCCUGUGGGCAGACCCCACCUUCCAAGACUUUGGUGGCGGCAUCUUCCACGGG
Molecule: messenger RNA, 453 nt
Organism: Chlorella variabilis
Lineage: Eukaryota; Viridiplantae; Chlorophyta; Trebouxiophyceae; Chlorellales; Chlorellaceae
Exons: 3
Cellular component (GO): lysosome
Molecular function (GO): cysteine-type endopeptidase activity
Source: RefSeq, a predicted model, not a curated record